This is a messenger RNA of Suillus discolor, 756 nucleotides long. RefSeq names its product peroxisomal biogenesis factor 11. NCBI's taxonomy places the organism in Eukaryota, Fungi, Basidiomycota, Agaricomycetes, Boletales, Suillaceae. Bases 1 to 756 code for a protein of 251 amino acids. Gene Ontology annotation, biological process: regulation of peroxisome size; peroxisome fission. The transcript is spliced from 7 exons. The record is from RefSeq and is a predicted model, not a curated record. Gene Ontology annotation, cellular component: peroxisomal membrane.
AUGGCUACAGUCGCAUCACAAGUCAUCCUCCACCCUUAUGUGUCUCAGUCCUUGAAAUUUGGAUCGUUCAAUGUCGGCCGGGAUAAGCUCUACCGCACAGUUCAGUAUUUCUCUCGGUUUCUCGCCUGGUUUCUCGUCUCUCGGGGUAACAAGGUCGAAGCUGCUCGAUGGACAGCUCUCAAGAGUCACCUAGGGAUUGUCCGUAAACUCAUGCGACUUGGGAAACCUGUAGAGCACCUCCAAGCCGCAUUGCGUGUUGCUUCAUCAUCGGGUGAAGUUGGUGAACAAGUGACUAGCAUCGGCCGGCAGCUUGCCUACUUCGGGUAUCUCACAUAUGACACAGCUCUGUGGGCGAACGCCGCAAAGUUCAUUGCUCUCAAGCCCGGCACUGCUGAGAGGGUCACAAAGACAUCCAACAGAUUCUGGCUGGCUGGAAUCUUAUUCAGCAUUACGCAUGGACUACUGAAGGCCGGACGACUCGCUCACGACGCAAAGAAAUUGCGUAACUCCGAGACCUGGGGAGAAAAGGAUCUCAGCGAUGAAGCUCAAAGAGAAGUCAGGCAACUCGCGCUUGAAAACCUGCGCGCGGACACACGCCACCAAUUCAUCAUCGACCUUUUCGACAUUUGGAUACCUGCUUCCAACUUGGGUCUCGUCAAUGUCAAUGACGGGGUUGUUGGCUUUGCUGGUUUCAUUUCCUCUCUCAUGGGUCUUCGUGCUCAAUGGCUUGCAAUCAACAACGGAAAGAAAAACUGA